Kickxella alabastrina is the source of this 549-nucleotide messenger RNA. RefSeq lists its product as uncharacterized. The record is from RefSeq and is a predicted model, not a curated record. Bases 216 to 527 code for a protein of 103 amino acids. The transcript has a single exon. Lineage: Eukaryota; Fungi; Kickxellomycota; Kickxellomycetes; Kickxellales; Kickxellaceae.
GAAAAUGUUUUUUAAUAUACAGAUAAAAACUACAGCCUCACUCAUAGUCAAUAGCAGGAUAUAAUUUUUCUUUCUUUUGUCUCUCUGUCUUUCUGCCUCUCUGCCUCUCUGCCUCCUGUUUUUUAUCUUGUCUUUAAUAUUACCCAACCUUUAUAUUACAGUUUAAAAAAACUAUUCUUUUAAUAUUUUUUUGUACUUAAACACACCACCAAAUCAUGCGUUUUUCCACUCUUCUCACUCUCAUUGCCUGCACAGUUGCCGUUACUAGCUCCAGCAUCACUAUUACUCGCCGCGACCAAAAAAGUGCCAAAGCAGUACUUGAAACUCUGGAAAACAGCGUAGACGAUAAUGCUUUGGUUGCCAAAGUUAACAAUCUUUUUGAAAUCCUCAAGGAAUAUGUGGAUAGGGGUGUGUUGAAGCAGGUUUCCGAGGAAGUCGCAAAUCAGAUUAAGGCCAACCAUCAGACCCUGGCCCCAACUAAAUUGACUGCUCAAUGGGUUAGGUCUGUUAUGGAGCAUUUAAUUUAAAUUUUAAAAUUUUUGGAUUUAC